This is a messenger RNA of Sipha flava (yellow sugarcane aphid), 871 nucleotides long. Its product is annotated as gamma-interferon-inducible lysosomal thiol reductase-like. NCBI's taxonomy places the organism in Eukaryota, Metazoa, Arthropoda, Insecta, Hemiptera, Aphididae. Gene Ontology annotation, molecular function: oxidoreductase activity, acting on a sulfur group of donors, disulfide as acceptor. The record is from RefSeq and is a predicted model, not a curated record. The transcript is spliced from 5 exons. The coding region runs from base 100 to 801 and encodes 233 amino acids.
UAGCAUAAAGCAAAAACUAAAAUGCGAUCAUUUCAAAACUGUUAGUUAUAGCUAUAGGUACUUAUAUUAUAUAUUAUAAAUUAUAUACCUAUCUUAAAAAUGAUCACAAGUUCCAUAUUGUCAAUAAUUUUAUUAUUAGUGAUUGUGGCUAUCACUUGUUCCGUAGAUGUAGUGGGUACCAAAAAGGUUUCUUUAAAACCUUCAUACGAUUUUCCACUUGUUGAAAAUCAAAAUGCUGUUCCCAAAAUAACAGUGUCAAUUUAUUACAGUAGCUUAUGCACAGAUUGCAUCAGUCUGUUUAAAAAUCAAAUAGGACCAAAUUUAGUGAAAUUUCAUAAAUAUGUAAACUUUUAUUUUAUACCUUUUGGAAAUACUGAAAAAAAAUUAUUUGAUGGAAGAUGGUUUUUUAAAUGUCAAAACGGACUUAAUGAAUGUAUGAAAAAUAAAUGGCAAGUAUGCAGUAUACAAGUGUUACUAUCCAAACGACCGUUACUAGCUAGUUAUUUGGUGUGUUAUAUGAAUUCUACAAAUGAAAUUCAUUCGGGAUAUCAAUGUACCAGAAAGUUGGGCUUAUAUAACUAUUACAGUAAAAUAAAAAAAUGUUUUAUGAAUAGAGAAUUCAGUGAUUCUUUAAUGAUUCGUUAUAGUUAUCUAACACAGAGAGUUAUACCAAAAUUAACUCCGAUACCUUCUAUUACAUUUAAUGGAAUAUACAAUGAAACUGAACAAUACGAUGCUAAAAAUAAUUUAGGAAUUGUUAUAUGCAAACAUUUACAUCCUAAACCCGUUGAAAUGUGCUAAAUUGUUUAUUUUUUAACUCAAAACAAUAAUAUCCGUCCAAUAUGAGAAAAAAAAAUAAUAAUUAAGUAAU